AUGAAUUUAGUAGGGCAGGGUAGAUAAUUUGGUAGAUAGUAGGGAACUAAGGAUAAAUAAUUUGAUUAUAGUGCCCAUAGUGGACAAGAGGACCCUCAUGACAUAGAAUAUGAAGAAAGAGUGUAAGAGAAAGUGUUAAUGGAGGGGUCUACAUCACAUGGAUUGAUUGGGUGAUAAUUCAAGUAAUAGGAAGAUAUUGUGUAAACAUCCCAAGAGGAAUACGUGAUGGUUAUGUGUGUAUGGAGGUUUGCUAGUUGGUACAACUAAAGAUGGGUACAACUUUGACCAGGCAAAUAUUUGAGGCAUGUGCUCCGUUGGCAUUUGACUAUUUAUAUUUUUUCUAUUUGGUCACUGACCUGGCAAAUCAAGCUAUGCUUAAUGAAGCCAUUGAGGAUUGUCUAAAUAGUUCAUCUCAAAGCAGAAAGUGGCUUGAAUUGAUAGAACUCUAGGCAUGGCAACUAUCAGUGCAUUCUAAUUUUUUCCCUAUUAUAGCUGACAAAGUAAAAGUACAAUUCUGAUUAUGUAUCUAGAGUUUCAAAUGUGAGCUUGAAUAAUUGAACCUGCUUCAUGUAUGGCCUUAUGGGUUUGGGAGUUUUAAAGUGGCUUGAGCCUUGGGGUGAAGAGGACCGUGCACCUGCCAUGUGCUGCCCUAUAUCUUUUCAUUACUGUCUGUUUUGGAUCUAGUUUAUGUUGAAGAAGCUAGUCUUGAGAGUUUGCUCAUAAGCUGGCGUACUGGCGACUUAUGGAUAGAGGUGAGGAGAUAAUAUCAGGAGCUCAGCGUAUUCAUGAACCUGAACUUUUGACAAAGCGCGCUAAAGCAUGUGGCAUCGAUGUCAAGACCAUAGCUACUCAUCUCGACUCCUUCAAGUAUGGUGCUUGGCCUCAUGGAGGUUUUGGUGUGGGUUUGGAGUGUGUUGUUAUGCUCUUCUGCAACCUGAUCAACAUUCGGAAAACCUCAUUGUUCCCUUGUGAUCCUCAAAGGCUUGCACCUUGAUUUUGCUGGCUUGGCUUAAAAAUUGUGAUUACAUUCCAAGAUCGAGAUCUUGAAAACAGGUAAUCUAGAGUAAUUAGGUCAGAAAUUGGUCAUAUAAAAUCUCAUGUAAUCCUUGCUGAAUUACAUAUGACGAGUUAUUUUUUUUGAAUGAAGUCUCUACUACAUAUUUGACUGUGUUGCAUGCUUAAUA
Chenopodium quinoa (quinoa) is the source of this 1184-nucleotide messenger RNA. Its product is annotated as aspartate--tRNA ligase 1, cytoplasmic-like. The record is from RefSeq and is a predicted model, not a curated record. The coding region runs from base 743 to 994 and encodes 83 amino acids. The transcript has 3 exons. NCBI's taxonomy places the organism in Eukaryota, Viridiplantae, Streptophyta, Magnoliopsida, Caryophyllales, Amaranthaceae. Gene Ontology annotation, cellular component: cytosol; cytoplasm; aminoacyl-tRNA synthetase multienzyme complex. Gene Ontology annotation, biological process: aspartyl-tRNA aminoacylation. Gene Ontology annotation, molecular function: aspartate-tRNA ligase activity; RNA binding; ATP binding.